AUGUUUUCCUUCGGCCAAGCUCCCAAAGUCUCCAUCGAGGAAGCCCGUGAAAACAGGGCGAAGGUGAAGUCGAGCCUCACCACCUUCGUCACCGUCGUUGCCGUCUUCCGCGCCGUGCCUUUCGUUGUCGAAUACGUCAAGGAGCUCUUCCACUGCUUUCUUCGAAUGGGAGCUCCCGAUUCUGAUUGCGGCUCUGAUUUUUGGGUCGAAAUGGUCGAAAUGACGGAAAGUGGUCCCGAUCUGCGGAGAUUGGGUUGUUGGCGUCGAGGCAACGCUUUAUUUCGCUGCCGGAUGGGCAUCUCCGACUUGUGGAGUAGCAGGGGCGUUGGAGUUUGGUCAUGCUUGGAUUUCAGCUCACAGGGGAACAUCACCAGCACACACCAUGUUGGUUGUUCCGUUGAAAUAGAGGCGGACAAGACGGGAGUUCAACUGGAUUUACCUCGCAGUAAGGUGAACGGGGCCGCUGCUUGGGACUCCUCCUCCUUCCCCGGCGCAACACCAAGGUUGAAUAUGGGUCUGCAGACAUUGAAUAUCGAAGCACUCAGAUCAAGGCGGCCAGUCGUGACGCGGAGAGACCGAAGGAGACAAACUUUGAUCAUCGGGUAG
Molecule: messenger RNA, 606 nt
Organism: Fimicolochytrium jonesii
Lineage: Eukaryota; Fungi; Chytridiomycota; Chytridiomycetes; Spizellomycetales; Powellomycetaceae
Exons: 3
Coding region: 1-606 (201 amino acids)
Source: RefSeq, a predicted model, not a curated record